Manihot esculenta (cassava) is the source of this 1097-nucleotide messenger RNA. Its product is annotated as chitinase 2. Gene Ontology annotation, molecular function: hydrolase activity, hydrolyzing O-glycosyl compounds. Gene Ontology annotation, biological process: carbohydrate metabolic process. Lineage: Eukaryota; Viridiplantae; Streptophyta; Magnoliopsida; Malpighiales; Euphorbiaceae. The record is from RefSeq and is a predicted model, not a curated record. Bases 70 to 966 code for a protein of 298 amino acids. The transcript is spliced from 2 exons.
GCUAAUUAAUUGGGAUUAUCUAUAAAUUAACAUUUCUUCUUUUGAUCCUCUCAUCAAAUCAUACAGAGAAUGACAAGAUUCAUCAACUUUCUUCUCUUUCUCGUCUUCCAUGCUUCCCUCCUUUCUCAACGCUUCACAGCUGAUGGGAAGGUGAUGAUGGAGUACAUUGGAGCCACAGGAAUUCGAGUAACAUUUGAUUCAGUUCCAGUUGAAGACAAAAUAGACUUUCAUUUCAUACUUAGUUUUGCAAUUGAUGCAAACUCGUCAGGCAAUGCUCAAAAUGGUAUAUUUUCACCAUAUUGGUCACAUACAUUGACUCCACAAUCUGUUUUAGCCAUGAAGAAGAACCAUUCAAAUGCAAAAGCCUUAGCCAGUCUUUCUGGUUGGAGUUUAAGGGACAAAAUCCUAAGCUGGUACAACCCACAAGACCCGAACAUUUGGAUAUCAAAUGCCUUCACUUCCCUCAAAUCCCUAGCCCAUGAGUUUCAUCUUGAUGGUAUAGAUAUUGACUAUGAGAGAUUUCCAAAGAAUAGUAAUGCUACUUUUGCUUAUUGCAUUGGGGAGCUGAUUUCUCUUUUAAAGAAUCAGAGUGUAAUUUCUGUAGCCACAAUUGCACCAUUUCAUGCCACCGUUUUACCUUAUAUUGAGCUUUUUAAUGGCUAUGGAGAUGUUAUUGAUUAUGUUAAUUACCAAUUCUAUACUGAUAAGGUUAGGACCCCAGAAGCUUAUUUGAGAGCAUUUAAGCUUAGAACCAUGCAAUUCAACAAGGAUAAGUUGUUGCCUAGCUAUGAAGUCAAUGGAAGAGGGAUUCAAGGGGAUGCUUUUUUUGAUGCUUUAGCUUUGUUGGAGAAUAAUGGAUUUGAUGUUAAUGGAGUCAUGAUCUUCUCUGCUGAUGCUUCUUCCUCCAAUGACUACUAUUAUGAGAGGAAAUCUCAAGCUUUCUUGCUCAACUCUACAAAAGUAUAAUGGGGCCUUUUGUUUCAUUACAUAUCUUAUACAAAAGCUACAAUAAAUUUAUGCAACAGUUAUUUUAUCUAAACCAAUAUAUGGAUAACUAUAUCAGUUUCGAAUGCAACAAUUGGUCUUGCAAACACACG